AUGUCUGAAAACGAAGAGAAAUGGGAUGAUGAAGGACGUGAAUUCAUUACAACCAAUGGAUGCCUGAUGCUUGGAUCUCUACUUGUUCAAGCGCUUUCUGCUUUCAUUAUAUCUAUUGCAUUCAGAAAUUUAAGGAUAAUUAGGCAAUUAGAUGAGAAAGAGAAAAUGAGAAAAGAGUUGUCAAUGAGUACAGAAGAAGGAACCACAACUACUGGAACAACUACUGGAGGACUCAUUUCUCCGAGAUAUUUCAAUAGUGAUGAAUAUAAAACGAGGCAGGGAAGAAAAAGAAUUAAAAUGAUAGGAAAAGCGGCAUACGCGGGAGUGAGACGUCGACAUCCGAGAAGGGAUCCGAAGCAGGAAAGAACACCGUCUGAUGAAUAUGUGAAAUUAUGGAAAGAUGAUAAGUUGGAGGAUGUGAAAGAAGAAAAGGAGAAGACGAAAGUUGAAACAAUUUCCAAGAAACAGAAGAGUAGUACAGCGAAGAGCCAUGCGAAAAAGAAACCGAAAAAAGAAUAUGACGACCAAAAGUUCACAAACAAGGGACCGGUUCGUCUAAAAACUCAUAAAAUCACUGCAAAUUCCUUAUUCGAAGAGAACCCAGAAGUGAAACCAGAGAAACCGAAAACAAUCAAAAAAAUAUCAUUUGGAGGAGAGAAUGUGAGCUAUGAAGUUGGAAAUGAAGUCGAUGUAUUCGAGAAGUUAUCGAAUGAAAGUGUCGGAGAAUCUGGUGGAUCCAUUCUGACGGCCAGUAUAAAAGAGGUGAAACCGAGAACUGAUUGA
This is a messenger RNA of Caenorhabditis remanei, 783 nucleotides long. RefSeq lists its product as uncharacterized. The record is from RefSeq and is a predicted model, not a curated record. Lineage: Eukaryota; Metazoa; Nematoda; Chromadorea; Rhabditida; Rhabditidae. The transcript has 4 exons. Bases 1 to 783 code for a protein of 260 amino acids.